This is a messenger RNA of Polypterus senegalus (gray bichir), 2550 nucleotides long. Its product is annotated as pyroglutamylated RF-amide peptide receptor. The record is from RefSeq and is a predicted model, not a curated record. Gene Ontology annotation, molecular function: G protein-coupled peptide receptor activity. NCBI's taxonomy places the organism in Eukaryota, Metazoa, Chordata, Cladistia, Polypteriformes, Polypteridae. Gene Ontology annotation, cellular component: membrane. The coding region runs from base 484 to 1782 and encodes 432 amino acids. The transcript has 6 exons. Gene Ontology annotation, biological process: G protein-coupled receptor signaling pathway.
GAGAUUGUACUUCAAAGAACGUGUUAUAAGCAGAGAUUUCUUCAUCGUCUUCUUAGUCAUAUGUUCUGGUAUAUGAGGCCAAAGCAGAGGGCGGCCGAGAAAGUACCAAAUUAUUCUAAGUUUCUUCAGCUCAAGAAAAGGCAGCUGGAACUGACAGUAAAAGAAUGAAGAAUAUUAUCUUAAAGUAUAUUGCUGCUGUUUUCAUAUUUAUCAUUAUUAUAUUCUUAAUCUGUAAUGAAUGACACCCAGCUUUAUUGAACAUUGUCCAAAACGGAGCAGGAUUUUGUGAGAACAUGUAGAGCCAGAGAAUGAAACAAAACAUAACCCACUAAACACAUGUACUUUGUGUUUUGAUUUCAAACAGUAAAAGAUAUCUUUGGUAAUAAUAUCAAUGCCUUUCCAGUGAAAGCCCAGAGAUCUGGAAGCUGCCUGCCAUUUAGCAAAGCUUAUUCAUCCGACCACUGGUGCACCUCACACUGAAAGAUGAACAUCACCCCUGAAGUGCUGGAACUCCUGCUACAGAAGUACAAUUUGUCCCGAGACCAAUUCAUCACAAUGUUUCAAUUACAACCUUUGGUUUUUGUGCCAAGACUACCAACUAUUCUUCAGCCAAUUUUUGGUAUUCUGUACAUGGCAAUAUUUUCUGUAGCACUGGGUGGAAAUAUCGCUGUACUGCUCCUGCUCUGCCGCAAAAAAGCUCUGAAGUCCACCAGCACCUUUUUUGUUUGCUCAUUGGCCCUCAGUGAUCUUCUCAUCUCUCUUGUCUGCAUCCCAAUCACAUUUCUGCAGCACUUCUCCACCAAUUGGCUGGCUGGGGGAUUCCUCUGUAAGCUGGUACCCUUUCUUCAGGUAACAGCAGUCUCAACGAGCAUCCUUACUAUGACCUGUAUUGCAGCAGAACGUUUUCAAGGGAUUUUAUAUCCUUUGCAGUUGGGAAACAUAUACUCUCCUAUUCGGGCCACUAAAAUGCUUGCUGGUGUGUGGCUGAGCUCCUUGGCAAUUGCAUCUCCAAUGUGGUAUGCGCACAAAGUUGAGAUCAAGUAUGACUUUCUGUUUGAUGUCCACUAUACCUGCUGCCUGGAAGUAUGGCCUCUUCCCUGGCACAGGCAGGUCUACACCACCGUUCUCCUAGUACUUAUGUUCCUAGUUCCUAUGGGGACAAUGGGAAUCCUCUAUGGAAAGAUCAUCCAUGAGUUAUGGUGCAAACAUCGCAUCCAUGAUGUCAUGUUCCAAGCACUCCCAGGAUCUGAAAUUAACAAAAUUACCAGGAAGAGGAAACGUGCAGUGAAAAUGAUGGUUGUGGUGGUGCUGCUAUUUGUGAUCUGCUGGCUACCUUUCCACUUGGUGUCGGUGCUCUCAGACUUUGGACACUUGCACAUGAAUGAAGAGCAAGAGUUCCUUCUCUAUGCAGCAGUGCAAGUCAUUGGUUUCAGCAACUCUGUCUGCAAUCCGGUGGUGUACGCCGCACUCAACGAGAAUUUCAAGAAACACCUCUUGUGUUUGCUCAUGCAAGGGAUCGUCUGCCGGAGAGGCCACUGCUUUGGCAGCCGGGGAGUGAGAGUGGGCAUCUCGACGGUGGAAUCACAGCACCUUGGGGAGCCUACGGAGCAGAGCCUGUUAGGAAUGGGCCGGCACACUAGCCGAAUCGCCUGGGAACUUGAACCGCAUGCCUCCAGCUCCUUCCCCCAGGUGCACCUCUUCAGAGCUGUGAAUAAGCAACACAGUGACCCCUUAUUACUGAGUGUCACUGACCCCCUCAUGCCUCCCACCCAUGAAUCGUGAAAGGGAAGUCAAAUAAAAGAGAUCCAUCCUUGUUUUACCUGAUUAGUGUUGGCUUUUAAGUGAUGUCUUGGUUUCUGUCUGUGAAAUCAAUUCAGUGGAUAUGUCAUCAAGCCACAAUACAUUGCCUAAGACUGGUAUGUCUGCCAGGCUCAGGAAAGAGAAAGAAAGAGAUGGAGCAUUUUAGUCUGAGAUCAACUCAUUCUUGACAUUUAACAAUACAAAGAACAAUCCUGGCUUUGUAUUUUAGAAGGUAAUUUGGUUGUGAUCCUUUACUGUACGCAGAUCCUCAGUGUAUGAUAAGACAAUCAAGACACAGAAAUUGUACUUCUGCAGCCAAAAAAAAACUGAAUGACUUUCAUUCAUUGAAUCACACGGUUGUCUUUUGAGCUUUAAGCCUUUGGAUUCUUUGUAAAAACCUAACUGUUGAUUCUGAAACUCAAGGCGACAACGUAAAUUUUUAUGUCAGGCUGUCAGAGCCAAAAAGAAUUGUAUGCCUUCAUUGUUCGUCACAAGAAAACUGGAAUUCUCCGUAACAUAUCACUAAACUUGUAUCUUUUGGAAAUCAUCUCAGAAAUUACAAAUGUUUGUAUGCCAUUACUUUAUAAAUCUUUUCAGGCUGAAUUGUUUUCUUCUUCUUUAUCUUGACUGUAUGCUGAUAAUUAUUUUCAGAAAAACUCCCUCUUUGUGAAAAAUGUCAGCAUCUUUUUUUAAAUUGCUCAAAUUAUGGAAAACGGACGAAUAAAGCAAUGCUAAUCACUCUGUUUGCAA